AUGUGCUCAGCUGACACCACAAGGUUCAUUAUUCUUUGGGGAGCAGCUAGAGUAGGCCUGUGUGGACUUCACCACAGAGUGACAUGCUUCAGGAUCCAAGUAUUUACCGCGGAUUGUUUGUCAUCAUCGCAACAUGUCUUCGACCGGAUCAGCACAAUCAAAACGCCUGAUUUCUCUACUGGGAUCGAUGGCGUUUUCGGGCGGCGUGCUGAUGCGGAGACGAGCACAAACAUGGUGAAAGCCUACUUGGAGCACGGCCACAAUGACCUGGACACUGCCUUCAUGUACACAGAUGGACAGGCAGAAACAUUCAUUGGGGGAAUUAAUCUCCCCCCAAAAUAGUAACUAAUCCAGUUGUAAUACUGUAGGCCUAACUAAAAAUUGUAAACAAAAGUGACAUGCCAAAACACAAUGCAGUUUUCCAAUACUGUAAGUCUCAGUAUACAAUCGAAGCAAAGUAUGCUGCAGCAGCUUUUAUGUCACCAGAUUGCAUUGGCAAAUAGGCAUGUAGGCCUAACAACAGAGAACAGGAGAAGAAGAGAAGAGUUCAACAAAUGUGUGUGAGUGUAAGAAAAGUUAACCCACAUGCAGUGCCUAAAAUGUGUCCAGAAAUAGAAUCCUAGCUUCAAAGUGCAAGUUAGCUACAAUGUUUCAAACCUCUGCUACAUUAGGGCCUACCACUGUAACUUCUUACACAUGCUCUCUGAAGUUAUUGGACCUUAUCAGCCAUUUGUUUUAUUGCCUGUAUCUCCAGUGAGCAUUGCCACCAAGGCCAACCCCUGUGAGUGAAAGACCCUGAAACCAGACAGUGUGUGUUCACAGCUGGACCUCCCUGAAGAGGCUGCAUACUCGGUCUGUGGACAUCUUCUACCUCCACGCUCCAGACCAUCAGAACCCCAUCCAGAACACACUGCAGGCCUGCAAUGAGCUCCACAAAGAGGUACUGGCCUCACUAGGGGUUACCCUCCUCACACCUACCACAGGCACAUCUCAAACCAACAGGCCUGGUCAGCACUAUUAACUAAAAUGCCAGUGCAACACAAAAAAAAACUAAGUCGCAACACAGGCUACAUCUCAAUUGCUGUUCCAACCUCUUCAGAAAAGCAUGCUGUAAUGAUCCAGUGAUUACUGUGCUUCUGAUCGGGUUGGAACAGCAAAUUAUUUUCCAAUAGUUUUGUUCUGAACAGAACCACUAUUUUUUCGUUCCACUGUUCUGACCAGCAAAAUAAAGUUCUGAACCAGUUCGAACCCCAAAAAAUUAACAGUUUCGAUCCUUUUAAAACCUCUGAAAUCUUUUUUUUUUUUUUUUACGUUUAGCUCAACAUUCAAUUACUUCACCAAUCAGUGCGCAUAGAGCAGCUUGCUAUCGAUUGGGCAAGCUAUAGUUGGUUACCUGCAUUGGACAGACAAGUGUAGGGCGUUAGAUGCAACUGAAAUUUUGCAGGUGGAGAGAGAGAGAGAGAGAGAGAGAGAGAGAGAGAGAGAGAGAGAGAGAGAGAGAGAGAGAGAGAGAGAGAGAGAGCGAGAGUGUGGAGGAGGAGGCUUGGCUUGAAGCACUGGGCAUCUUCUUAUGACAUGAAUUAGGCCGACAUAAUUAUACCUACGGAGGAGCGGCUUCUAUGAAGGAACUUUGAAUGUCUUUUAACUUAAUGUUGGACCAGAGCUAGCUAGCAUGCUUAUGUGUGCAGAACUGCACAAAAACAAAAAAAGUAUUACCUUUUUGUAGUUAAUAAAUCCAAUGUGAAACGUGAUAACUAUAGUAUCCUUAACUAGCAUAGAAAAAGUUAAUCCAUUCUUCUCUAAUUAAAAAUAUCUCUCCCUAAUUUCUGAAUAACGCUUGUAACGUCAGUAGGAUACAGUAGCCUAUGCUUCAGAGGGGGAGGGGCAGGUAGCCUACACAUCCGCACAAACACUGGCAAAGCUUUUCAGCUGGCAGGGUGACACUGGAAUACGUUUCUGAGUGACAGAGUGAGGGCUUUGCAUAGGUGCUUUGUUGUGUUUUUUUUUGUGAGACUGGAAAAUAAUUCCCAUAAUUUAAAAUAACUUUAUUAACCGGUUCCCAUGCUUUUAAAAUAACAGUUCUGUUCCGGAACAGUAUAGAUCACUUUUGUUCCCGGCUCUGAAUCUGUUCCUUGAAAAAUGUCGUUUUCCGGUUUUCGGUUCUGUUCCCUGAACCGGUUCCAACCCUUGCUUCUGAUAUUUGAGUAAGAAAAAAAUAAUAGUGGUGGCAAUAUAAUCGUCCAUGAAAUUAUUUCACUAUUGCAAUAUUAUGCUAAUGCAGGGAUAUAUUCAUGCACUUUGGGCAUGGUCUUUAUUUCUAUGUUGGUUUUCAGGGGAAAUACAAGGAGCUUGGCUUAUCAAACUAUGCUGCGUGGGAAUUCGCUGAAAUCAUUACCAUCUGCAAACAAUAA
Coregonus sp. 'balchen' is the source of this 2411-nucleotide messenger RNA. NCBI's taxonomy places the organism in Eukaryota, Metazoa, Chordata, Actinopteri, Salmoniformes, Salmonidae. The record is from the annotation of a GenBank genome assembly.